UGAAUGCUGCUACUGACUGCGAGACGUGAGCAGCAUCAUUGACUCCAUGUGCUCCUCCACGUCAUCAUGACCAACCAUUCCCUCUUCCAAGAUCCGCUCCUGAUCAGCGCCAGGCAUCGGCAGCGGAUCACGCGGCUGCCCCUCAUCCCCUCGGCAGCAGCUUUGACGUGCGAGGAGCUCAGGACUCAAUUGCAAAGGAGGCUAGCUCUGGUAAGAGGAGAAGCAUUCGAGAUUGAAUGGUUGGACGAUGAUAACAUCAGAUACCACAUCAAUGACGAUGAGUCACUGCAAGAUGCCUUGGAGUACUUCAGACCCUCCGAGAGCCUGCGUGAACGGAGCUCCUCCGGAUCUCACUCAUCCACACCAUCGGUAGACCCACCCAUCGAGAUGCUCGUUCAGGUUCAAAUCCCUUCUCGGAUCUCCCUUUCAGACCUCGCCUCGUCGGAUGGAGCUUCCUCCUCGCAGGGCAGUAGCUCUGGCCAGACGGAGGACUGGGGCUAUGAAGAUGACACUGGACGGGCUUCUUCGGAGGUAUGGGAAAGAGUUGAAAGGAGCAGCAGGGAUUCGGCCCAAUUGAGUCAGUCCGCUAGCAGCCGCUCCUCUGGUCGGGCGCCCCUGGACGGACGCAGAAGAAUGGCUCCCUAUCAGCCAGAUAUUGCCGACGAGGAUGCAGAGGACGAUGCGAGGACCGAGUAUGCGUAUAGUCAGAGUCAAGGCGGACACAGCAGUACGGCAGAGAGCGUGCGGUACAAGGAUGCGGCUUCGAUGAUCCCAUCACAUGUUGGGGUGGGCUGCGAGGUCUGCGAGGUACAGCCGAUACGUGGGGUCCGCUACGUCUGCCUACAAUGCGAAGGCUGUCCGAGUUUCCUGCUCCUUUAGUGUGGGGACUGCGAGGACGCUGGCGAGUCGAUCCAGUACGCCCCUCAUCUUGGGAUACAUAUGGUCUUGCGGUUGCUCG
This is a messenger RNA of Microstroma glucosiphilum, 958 nucleotides long. RefSeq lists its product as hypothetical. The record is from RefSeq and is a predicted model, not a curated record. Bases 67 to 879 code for a protein of 270 amino acids. Gene Ontology annotation, molecular function: protein binding. Lineage: Eukaryota; Fungi; Basidiomycota; Exobasidiomycetes; Microstromatales; Microstromataceae. The transcript is spliced from 3 exons.